Messenger RNA from Eriocheir sinensis (Chinese mitten crab), 9242 nucleotides. RefSeq lists its product as uncharacterized. The transcript is spliced from 3 exons. Bases 192 to 6386 code for a protein of 2064 amino acids. NCBI's taxonomy places the organism in Eukaryota, Metazoa, Arthropoda, Malacostraca, Decapoda, Varunidae. The record is from RefSeq and is a predicted model, not a curated record.
GAAAAGUGAGAGAGUGAGAAAGUAAGAAAGUUUCGAGUGAGGUUAACGAGGUGGAAGAAGAGGACCAGAUAAAAAGGAGGAGGAGGACCGGAGGAAAGGACGAGCUGGAGGGAAGGAUCAAGGCGGCGUCUGGAGGAAAGAUUCGAUGUUGUAGAGGAAUGGGAGGUGGUGUCGGCCAGCAGUGAGCGGCCAUGUCCGCGGCGUCGCUGGCUUCCUUCGUGAUCGGCAAGCUGACGACCCCCGAGCCGAGGACAGGUGACGCGAGUGACAUGAGCGGCCGCGGCCAGCCCUCCCCGACGCCCCGCCUGACCACAGUGUGGCGCCCCAAGUCCAUCCUUUACGAUAUCCCCGACACCAACCAGCCCUUCAAAAGUGACGGUUCUCUCUUACGGCUUCUUCGCUCCAAGUCCAUGCCGAUGCUCGGCCGUGAGGGCACCCCUCCCCCAGGCCGCCAGGCAGCGCCUCCGCAGAGCCGCCCCCCACCCAGGAGCGAAUCGCCGUCGCCUGUGCGCUGUGCCGCCAUUCGCGGCGCCAAUACGCAGAGUAGCGGCCACAUCAGUGACGCCUCAGAGUCCACGGUAGCCUCCCUGGCCACGCCACCCCCCACCCCACGCUCCCCCUCCCCGAGUGGGCAGCGACGUACCCGAUCACACUCAGACGGUCACUUGUGGCAGCGGCGGAAGCAGCAGAUGAGGAAGGACACGCAGAAGUCGGCCGUCGUCCUUCCUUCAGUUAAGGACCUCCGAGGAAAGUUUGAAAGCAAUCCCACGCCCCAGCAGGGAGACGAACAGCCCACCGGACAAGGACAACCUGCCGGCGAGGCUGCCGAGGAGAGCCUCAAGGCGGGCAUUGGUCCUGACAGACGGUGGGUGAGCCGCCACAACAGCCUGCUGCUGCGGGAGCCCAGGAGCCCGGAGCGGCGGAAACCCCCGAAGCCUGCCGUCACGGCUGCAUCCGUCAGGAAGCGGCUCCAGGAAUACGAAGAUUCACCACAGCACGUGGACGAGGCCAGUGAAGUGUUUAUGAUGACCGACCAGCAGGACCUCCGCGGCAAGUCCCGCAGCGAGGCCAGCCUUAAGACCGCCAGGCCGGAGGCAGAAUCCGGCGUAGUGAUGCGCCGCACGUCCGACCACGCGGCACGGAUGCGAAAGAAGAACCAUCGGCGGUCUAAGAGCGAGCCUGACGCCUCCUCUGUGCUGCGCUACCACGCCCAGAGCUCCCCGCCCAGCGUCAAGAAGCUCAAAAUGCUAUUUGAGAGGGAGGCCACGCAAGACAGCGGUCGCGAGCCUCCACCCCUCAGCCCCAGGAGGACGCUGCGAGAGACAACCCCCGAGGCGCCACGAACACAAAUAUUCAUCAAACUCUCCCAGGAGGAGGCCGUGGUACAAGUGGGGGUGGCGGCCACCGCUGUGCCGGUCAAGACCCCGCCAAUGGAGCACCCGGAGCGCGUGCUUCCCGCCGGGACACCCUCCGUCAGGAGUCUGCGGCAGCGCUUCGAGGCCGGAGCCUCAGGCCAGUCCUUCAUGUCCACUGAGAAGGUGACAACCACGAGGACGAGCCGCACCGUCAUCCAGACCCUCAGGACGCCCUUCGAGAGGCCGUUGCCCCGCCAGGCCAGGAGCGUGUCCCCUGAGAAGGAGCAGCGCGGCUCCCUCACCAGGAUGUCCAGCGCCUCCGUCAAAAACCUCCAGAUGCAGUUUGAGCCUCCGCUCAGCCCCGUUGAGGACGCCCCACCCCUCCCACUGACUCCGCCGCCGAUCCACGCCGCGGCCAAGGGCAAGGUCACUCCCAAUGUUGAGAAGAACUCCAGGCGGUGGCUGCAGCGGCAAUCGAGGACCAGCAGCUCCUCGUCCUCAUCCUCGUCCUCGUCCUCGAGUGAUGACGAGAAGGAUGACAACAAGCGACGGCAAAGAGAACUCGAGAAGAAGAGAAAAGAAGAGGAGAAGGCGAAGAAAAAGCAAAGAUUUGAGCAAGAAGAGAGAGAGAAAAAGAAAAAGCUAGAGCAAGAAAAGGCAGAGAAGGAAAGAAUCGCGAAGGAAAAGGAGAGAAUCGCUAAAGAAGAAAAGGAGAGGAAGGAAAGAGAAGAGAGGGAGAGGAGAGCAAGGGAAGAAAUGGAAAAGAAGGAGAGAGAAGAAAAGAUAAGAAAGGAAAGAGAGGAGAAGGAGAAGAAGGAAAGAGAAGAAAAGGAGAGAAGGGAAAAAGAAGAAAGGAUAAGGAAGGAGAAGGAAAGACAGGAAAAGGAAAGGAAGGAACGAGAAGAAAAGGCCAAGCAGGACUCCAAGCGACGGUCGAGGACCAGCAGAUCAUCGUCCUCGUCCUCGUCUUCGAGUGAUGACGAGAAGGAUGAAGACAAGCGGCGGGAAAAGGCAGAGAAGGAAAGAAUUGCGAAGGAAAAGGAGAGAAUCGCUAAGGAGGAAAAGGAGAGGAAGGAAAGGGAAGAAAAGGAGAGGAAGGCAAGAGAAGAAAAGGAAAGAAAGGAGAGAGAGGAGAUGGAGAGGAAGGAGCGAGAAGAAAAGGAGAGGAAGGAAAGAGAAGAGAAGGAGAGAAAGGAAAGAGAAGAGAAAGAGAGGAAGGAAAGAGAAGAAAAGAUAAGGAAGGAAAGAGAGGAGAAGGAGAGGAUGGAAAGAGAGGAGAAGGAAAGAAAGGAAAAAGAGAAAGGGAGUAAGGAAAGGGAGGAAAAGAAAAGGAAGGAGAGGGAAGAAAAAGAAAAGAAGGAGAAAGAAGAAAAGGAAAGGAUGGAGAGAGAAAAAGUGGAAAAAGAAAAGAAAAAAGAGGAAAAGGCUGAGAAGGACUCCAAGUGGUUCCCGUGGCGCAAGUCGAGGACCAGCAGCUCCUCGUCCUCGUCCUCGUCCUCGAGUGAUGAUGAUGAGAAGGAUGACAAGAAGCGGCGGGAAAAGGAGAUGAAGAGGAAGAAAAAAGAAGAGAAGGCGAAGGAGAAGCAGAGGAUUGAGCAGGAGAAGCGAGAAAAAAAGAAAAGGUUAGAGGAAGAAAAGGCAGAGAAGGAAAGAAUCGCGAAGGAGAAAGAGAAAAUCGCCAAAGAGGAAAAGGAGAGGAAGGAAAGAGAGAAGAAGGAGAAGGAGGAGCGGGAAAAAGCCGAAGAAGAAAGGAAGAAAUGUGAACAGGCAGAGCAGGAACGAAAGGCAAAAGAAGAGGCUGAGAGGAAGAAGGCUCAAGAGGAAGAAGAGAGACGGAAGAAGCGAGAGCGAGAGGAAGCAGAACGCCUCCAAAAAGAAAAGAUGAAGGAAGAGGCGAAAAGGAGGGAGGAGGAUAAGAAAAGGAAGGAGGAACUGAUUAGAAGACUAUCGAGUGAGGAGGUGCCAAAGGAGGUGGAGAUCGUGGAGAACCGAAGGAGCAAAAGUGACAGCAGCAGCAGCAGCAGCAGCAGCGACAGCGACAGCGACGACAAGGGUGCCAAGGUCAAGGCGGGCGAGCGCAAGGUGCACGCGAUGAUCGGCCGCUUCACACAGCCGGGUCGGCGCGCGCCCAGUCCCCCGAGGAACGCCACCAACCCGCCGGGUGGGGCCGCCGCGUCCUCGGAGCAGAACGUGGAGCGACUCAUCGACCAAUUCACCAAUUUGAAGGACGCCGACCUGGAGGGCGAGGCGCGGCGCGGCAAGGUGGCGCUGGAGCUGGCCGCCGACGGAGACGAAGCGGAGGAGCCCCGCGCCUCCGACGUGGCCUCCCUCGUGCAGAAGUUCCGCAAGAUGAACGCGAGGCGGCGGUCGUCGUCGUCGUCUUCCUCGUCAGACAGUGACGGGGGCAGAGCGUCCCCCGAGAAGCCCAAGCCGGCGCCCAUCCCGACGAUCCCCGCCCGCACCACCGUUCCCGGCAAGGUGCGCACCCUCAGGGCCGACGAGCUGCGCUACUUCGAAACCUCGGGCGGCGAGGGCGGCGCCACUGAGCCCUUCAUGCGCACCCAGAGUCUGCGCGGCAAGAGGAGCGAGUCGUCGCCCUUCGCCAGGCCUCGCUUCGGGUCGCUGCGCGGCGGCAAUUCCCGCGUGGCGGUGAUCUCCACCUCCAGCAGCACCAACGCCGCGCUGCCCAAAAACUGCCGCCACCUCAACAAGGACGAGCUGCGCUUCUUCGAGGGCAAAGUGACCAAUAUCUACCGCAGCCGCGCCACCUCGGACAGGGACGGCAAGACCACCAUGGGGGAGGGCAGGCCCCCUGCAGUGCCUCAGGAUAACACCCUUCCGGACUCCGAGGUGUUUUUUCGCUUAGCGGGGCGGGGCGGGCCGGCACCUAAGGGCACCGGCCGCCCCGCCCCUCGCGAGGAUGACUCUGACUCCGACUCUGAGCCGAGCGUCCUCCGCGGCAGCGAGGGACUCACAGACUCUGAGGGGGACCUGUACGAGCUGGACAUCACCCUCAGGAGCGAGACCGACAACGACGACACCUCGGACACGGAGGGGCACGCCCUGGACCACCCCAUGUCCCUGAUUGUGCACUCCAUCCAGGGCAAGCUGCUGCACCCUGUGGACGCCUCCGGGGCAGGGGAGGAGGACACGCGAUGUUACGUGGUGUUCAGUCCCAGCGGCUAUCUCGAGAGCAGCGGCGACGAGGACGACGACUACGCGUACAAGUUCCCCCUUGCCUCGCCGACACUCACAGAGAACGUCCCGACGCCGACUCUCACAGAAAACCGCGGCCCCCCGGUGGUGGCGCUGGACGAAGGGCCUGGCCCCGCAGCCCCGAGUCAGGCCGUGCUGCCCGACCCAGCCGCCAAGGGCACUAAGGCUGAAGCCAAUGAUACACAGCACCUUGAAUCAACACGGACCAACACGCAGCAAAUACUUAAGGCCUCCUCUCAACCCUCCGUGAACAGUCACACAGAAAACGGCGACACUAUUGAUCUAGGGGACACUGAAGGAACCGUGCGCCCCUUGCUGACGCUCGACAACCAGAUGCUGAAGACUGCCACUCUCACGGAAAACAUCAGGAACUCAAAGCCAUUGCUAACCCGUGGCAAGGGCGUGGAGGAGACAGACUCUAGCGACGAGGAUGAGAAGAAAGGGGAGAAGAAGGAUAACGAGAAAGACAUCAAGACUUGGGUAAUGGGGAAGAGUGUGAACGUGGAGGUGGUGGUGGUUAAAAAUGAGGCGAAUACACUUGAAACAAAACAGCCUCGUCCUCUCCUAGACCCAGACGAGAAGGUGGACCACGAUGCCUUGGAAGUCUUCAUGGAGGAGCUGGACAAACUAAACUCUCUGCCGCGCCCCAUCAAGCCGUUGCCCCCCCGCGAGGACCCCAAGACACUCAUGAACGCCAGUGACUCCAGCAGCGACUCCAGCAGCGACGACGAGGAGGGGAAGCGGGAGAAGAAAAAGCAGGAUAAGAAAAAGGAAAGAAAGGAGAAGGUGGAGGUGCAGGAGGUGGUCGUGCUAGCUAAAAAGGGGGCGAAUGCACUUGAAACAACACCGCCUCGCCCACUCGUUGACCCUGACGAGAAGGUGGACCACGAGGCUUUGGAGACCUUCAUGCAGGAGCUGGACAAACUGAACGCCCUGCCGCGCCUCAUUAAGCCGCUGCCACCCCGCGAGGACCCCAAGACGACCAUGAACGCCAGCGACUCCAGCAGCAGCGAUUCCAGUAGCGACGAGUCUAGCAGCGAGGACGAGAAGGAGAAACGGAAGAAGCAGGAUGAGAAAAAGGAGAAGAAGGAGGCUGCAAAGAAAAUGAAGGAGGUGGUCGUGGUGGCUAAAAAGGAGGCGAAUGCGCUUGAAACCAAACAGCCUCGUCCACGCGUAGACCCAGACGACAAGGUGGACGAGGAGGCUUUGGAGGAUUUCUUGGAGGAGCUGGAAAAACUGAACGCCCUGCCGCGGACCAUCAAACCUCCAGCACCCAGCCAGGACCCCAAGACGCCAAUGAACGCCGACGACUCCAGCAGCGACUCCAGCAGCGAUGACGAAAGACUGACUUCCGAGGAAAUAAAGAACAUCGAAAAGCAGAUCAUCCCUGUAGCAUCCUUCCAAGGACUCUCAGUCUCCCCAAUGGCUUCUUCAAGCACCCUCAAGGAUGUAAAGGACUCCGGGAGCCUCUUAAAAGAUUCCAAUACUCUUAAAGCAGCCACGGAGGAAAAGAGGAAAAGCAAGGAAGGAUGUCAUGCCUCUCCUCUUCUUCUUGAGCACUCCAAGAGGCAAGAGGAAGAAGAGAAGAUGGUGAAGGAAAGGAUACAGCAUACUUGUUCCUCUCCUCUUUCUGAACCCCUUGAGAGGAAAGAAAUAGAGAAGGGAAUAGGAAGAAAAAGUGCUGUUCAAAGAGGAGAGACGGGAGAAAGAGAAGAGAACACGGAUAUCAUAAGUGGGAGAGAGUUCAUCAAGUUCUGUGUUUUCUCCGUCUGGUUCGCCGUCAUUAUGUACAUGACUAAGGACCUCCUGAGCUAACCUUCCCUCACCCCAACACUUCAACGCAGCCCCAGAAAUACAAGACAACACAAGACAACACCAUCACCACCAAAAACACCACUACACCAGUACGUUCCUAACACCACUACCAACACAACACCAGUAACACACUACCACAAUCAACAAUCCAGGAAAUUACUGAAGCAAAUUUGAUUCUCCUCCUCCUCCUCCUCCCUUCCAUCCUUCAUCCAUCCCCUUGAAAGUCAAAAAAAUCACACAAAAUUUUAAGCCCUUCCCUCGCCAUCCCUCUUGUCUUUAUCCUUUCCGUUCCCCUCCAAUCUACGAAGACUCGCCACAACACUUAAUGCAUCUGCUACACCUCCUUCUUCCAUCCCUCUUCCAUCCCUCUCCCUUUCAUCUCCCACCAAAGGAGCUGCCUCGUACAGGCCUACCGGCCUCUUGCAGACUCCUGCGUUCUUAUGUUCUUAUGUUCUUAACACAAUUUCGAUGACAACACAAAUCACAAUCAAAACCACCAACACAAUUCCGAUGACAACACAAAUUAACACCACUGCACAGGACAGCACCAACUCACCACCAACACACCAUCACCAACACAACACAAGCAAGACAUUAUAGCCAACGCAACACCACCAACACAACACCACCAGCACAACACCACUAACACAUCACCAUCAACACAGAUUAUUUUCCUUCUGUUUCAAAACUUUCUAUAAUGCAUUGCCGUUGUUACUGUUAUGAGCCUGCGUCCAGGAAAUUACUGAAGCAAAUUUGAUUCUCCUCCUCCUCCUCCUCCCUUCCAUCCUUCAUCCAUCCCCUUGAAAGUCAAAAAAAUCACACAAAAUUUUAAGCCCUUCCCUCGCCAUCCCUCUUGUCUUUAUCCUUUCCGUUCCCCUCCAAUCUACGAAGACUCGCCACAACACUUAAUGCAUCUGCUACACCUCCUUCUUCCAUCCCUCUUCCAUCCCUCUCCCUUUCAUCUCCUUUUCCUCUCCCAUCCCUCUCCCAUCCGUUCCGUCGAAAUCUAAGCAUCGCGCAAAAAUUCUACCAAGCACGAUUUUUUAAAGUUUGUGAAUGUGGCCUUGAAACCCCUCGUUUGCUGGGCUGCGUCGCAAUAUCCCAGCCCGGCAAAUAAAAUGUGUAUAGGAGAAACUGAACAGGAUAUGAACACGGAAAUCACACAAAAAAUAUAUCCAAGGAUAACGAUGAUAGUGAUUGGAGAAGUAAAAAGAUGUAAUGAAUCGCAGCGAAUAUAACAUUGUGUGAUCGUGUGUUUAUUAAAAAAAAGAAUAAAAAGACACCAAUAUAUAAAAUAGGCAAACUUCAAUGCUUCUGAUUAUACGUAAGUGGAAAACAAUUUAUCUAAUGUGCUGGUAUAAAUUGUGCAUAAUUCCUGACUAAUGCCUCUUAGGAAAUAGAGAAAAUUAACUUAAUGCAGUGGAAAGGAUGAGAAAAAAAAGAUUGCCUAGAACGGAUAAAAGUGGAGACAAGUUGAUUAUUGUAAUGGACUUUCAUAAAUAAAUACGACGAAUGAUUCAUGACGGUGUGUUGAUGAAAAGAAAUAUAAUAAAAGAAACAAUAAAACUAAACGAGUAUGAGUACAACGGAGAAAAAGAGUCGAUCAUUUAAUGGACUUAGAGAAAUGAAGAUGAUAAAUGAUUCCUCUUAAUGCAAUACAGAACAAAUAUAGUGGAAAUAAUAUAUCUAGGAAAACUGAUUGGUUGAAAAAAGAAAACUUGUGUGAUUUCGUGCAGGAAAUUACAAACCUGGAAAAAAUAUUAAAACGAGAGUAAUGUUAAUGAUUCCAUGUACUUAACUAAUGAAACAUGUGGAUAAUUCCUGGAUCAGUUUUAAUUAUCGUAUAUACAUUGUUGAUAUAUUUCCUUGUUUCCCUCCUCAGUGCCUGCUUUGUUUUAAGUGUUUCAUUAACAGAUUCUUUAUUUAAUUGUUCUAAGAUAGUCAUUUAUUGUAAGUUGAUUGUUUUAUGAUAUCAAGAAAUCAUCAACGUCCUUUCCGAAUAUUUUUUGUUCAUAUAAUGCUAUGUUUUCCACCUCACUAAUAGGUUGUGUCUUUUUGGUUUCAUGAUCAAAUUCCUACUUUUAAUGUUCCGCCACAGUCUGGUUUUGAGAACAAAUGAAAAAAAAACAAAUUUACUUUUCGUAUUUUUCAUAUAUUACUUUUUAUUCUUCUUUACUGUUCGGUUGGAUUUUACUAGUUUUAUUACCAAAUUAUUUCUUUUCGUGUUCAGCCUCAGUCAUCUGUUCACUUCGUUUUUUGGUCUGAAUUGGAAAAUUGAAAAAAACUUCCUUUAAGUAUUUUUGGUUUAUACUGUUUUGUGUUCCUCUUCACUGUAAAGUUGGUUUAUGCUCUUUUUCAUUCCCAAAGUCCUUUUUUUAAGGUGUUCUACCGCAGCCAUUUCUUCAUUACAUUUUGUUUUUAAAUUAAGAAAGUGAAUCAAUUUAUCCUUUUCGUUUAUUCCUUUAUGAUGUAGUGCUAUAGUUUUUUUUCUCUCUCAAUGGUCAUAUAUAUUUUAUUUGUUUUAUUACUGAAUUCCCUCUUUCUGUGUCCAAUCAUACCACCCAAUCAAUUAUUAUGAUUUUAAUUGUUGCAGAACUGAAUAAACAAUUUAAUCAACUUUUUGCUUUUUCGUGUUCCGAAACUGGGGUUUAGAGUUCACUUCGGCGUUCAAUAAUUUUCCUCUGUUUGUUUGUUUGUUUGUUUGUUCUUGUUCUCUCUUUCCUUUUAUUUUCUUUCCCUCGGUUGGACAUUCCUUCCUGAUAUAGUUUUGAUUAUAAGUUUGCUUCGAGUCACAAGUGUUGCCAGCUCCUGUGUUGCUUACAACUGUUGACAAAAAUAAAUGUUUAUGAAAACUGA